Molecule: messenger RNA, 2556 nt
Organism: Postia placenta MAD-698-R-SB12
Lineage: Eukaryota; Fungi; Basidiomycota; Agaricomycetes; Polyporales; Adustoporiaceae
Product: glycoside hydrolase family 3 protein
Exons: 12
Coding region: 1-2556 (851 amino acids)
Biological process (GO): glucan catabolic process
Molecular function (GO): beta-glucosidase activity
Source: RefSeq, a predicted model, not a curated record
AUGUCGCGCUCUUUCCUCCAGUCCUCUAUUCCAGACCUACUGAAGAAACUCACAACAGACGAAAAGAUAUCUCUCCUUGGGGCCCCCAACUGGUGGAAUACUAAUGCCGUGGAACGCCUUGAAAUACCUGCCAUCCGCAUGAGCGACGGACCCAACGGCGUCAGAGGCUCGUCCCACUUCGUCUCGACGCCAGCACAAUGUCUUCCGUGUGCUACCUCCAUGGCGUCCACCUUCGACCCCGAUUUGAUCCAUCAGGUCGGCGUGUUCCUGGCAGAAGAAGCAAAGAUCAAAUCUUCGGUCAUUCUUCUUGCGCCUACCUGUAACAUACAGCGCAAUCCCCUGGGUGGACGCGCGUUUGAGUCCUUCUCCGAAGAUCCCCAUCUGUCGGGGACUCUCGCCGCGGCAUACGUAAACGGUCUCCAAUCGGAAGGCGUAGCGUCUACAAUCAAGCAUUUCGUCGCCAACGAUCAGGAGCAUGAACGCACGGCCGCCGAUUCCGUGGUCUCUGAUCGUGCGCUUCGUGAGGUGUAUCUCUACCCGUUCAUGCUGGCGCAGAGAGAUGCACAUCCAUGGUCGUUCAUGACUUCCUACGGGCGUAUUGGUGGCGUACAUUGUUCAGAAAAUCCUAUCCUGAUCCAAGAUAUCUUGCGGAAGGAAUGGGGGUUUGAUGGCAUUGUCAUGAGUGACUGGUAUGGGACAUACAGUGUUGAUCUUGCCAUCAACGCUGGAAUGGAUCUUGAAAUGCCUGGACCGCCUCGCUGGCGCACUCCACUUCUUGUCAAUCAUAUGCUGUCAUCACAGAAGGUCCUGACUUCCACAUUAGACAAGCGCGUCGGCGCAAUGCUUGAAUUUAUCCAGCGUCAGGCGCGCCGACACCCAGAGAUCGUAUAUGGCGAUGGGGAGGAGCGUACAAGAGACACUCCGCAGGGACGUCAAUUCUGCCGGCGACUCGCUGCCGAGGGCAUGGUUGUUCUGCGCAACGAACAAAAUGUGCUACCCAUCCAAGCCGUCCAGGGAAAGACAACAAAGGUCGCGCUCAUUGGACCGAACAUGAAAGAGAGGGUCAUUUCGGGGGGAGGUUCUGCCGCUUUGAAGGCAAGCUAUGUCGUAAGCCCAUAUGAGGGCCUGUUGGCGAAUGCGCCAGCAGGGCUGGAGUUUGAUUACGAGGUUGGCUGCUAUGCACAUAAGUAUACUCCAACCCUCGAACGAUACCUGAAAACCACCUCUGGAGAGCCUGGGUGGACGUGCACGUUCUACAAUAGCGACUCCUCUGGCAAAGCCUUGGGAGCACCUGUAGCAGAGUAUCGCUUGACAGACACUCGCAUCAGGCUGAACGACUUCUUGCCCGCGGGUCUCUCGCCAGAAUGGACCAUCAAACUGCGAGGGCUACUCACGAUGGACAAGACGACGACUUAUGAGUUUGGACUUACGGUCGCCGGGCGCGCGAGAAUGUUUGCCAAUGAUGAGCUUGUAAUCGAUAACUGGACGAAACAGAGGCCUGGCGAAUUCUUCUACGGACAAGGUACUGUGGAAGAAAUGGGCACUCUCGACUUGGUCGCCGGACAGUCGAUUGAAAUCAUGGUCGAGUACACGAACACAAAAGCUCCUGAAGGCCCCGAGGCCGACCGGUCGCAGCCCGCGCUGAUGCGAGGCGUGCGGUUUGGGGGCCGGGAGAAGAUCGAUCCAGACCAAGCAAUAGAGGCAGCAGUGAAGCUCGCCGCUUCCUCGGAUGUCGUUGUGGUCGUUGCCGGACUCUCGCCGGACUGGGAGAGCGAGGGGUUCGAUAGGCAGACGCUCGAUAUGCCUUUGCGCACGAAUGAGUUGAUAGCACGCGUUGCCAAAGCUAACUCGAACACUGUUGUGUGUGUGCAGGCGGGGUCCGCGGUGUCUAUGCCAUGGGUCAAGGAUGUGAACGGCAUUAUACAAGCCUGGUAUUCGGGGAACGAAGUUGGCAAUGCCCUUGCUGACGUCGUCUAUGCCAACAUCAACCCGAGCGGUCGUCUUUCUCUGACACUCCCUGUACGUGAAGAGGAUAUACCAGCAUGGCUGGGCACGCGGAGCGAGCAUGGCAAGAUUCAUUACCGCGAAGAUCUGUUCGUUGGAUACAAAUUCUAUCAAGCAAAGGGCAUCGCCCCCUUGUUUCCUUUCGGCUUUGGUCUGUCGUAUACCUCGUUCGCGUAUUCAGAUCUUUCGAUUACUGGUCCAUCGUCCCACGACGCUGAUGUCUCCCUUGAAAUAUCUGUCAAGGUCAGCAACGUCGGCGAGCGUGUCGGCUCUGAGGUUGUACAGGUGUACGUGUCGCUCCCGGACUGUGGUAUAACAAGUCCACACUUCCAAUUGCGCGGGUUCACAAAAGCCCGCGACGUCGCUCCCGAAGGCUCACAGACCGUGCAAGUGCGAUUGAACAAAUACGCACUGUCCUUCUGGGAUCCUAGGGAGCACGCAUGGAGAGCUGAGGCAGGGAAGUACGGCGUGUACAUCGGUAAAAACAGCAUGGAGAUGGUGCUGGAGGGAUCGUUUGAGCUGAAGCGGAGUUUCACCUGGCAAGGCUUGUGA